This is a messenger RNA of Telopea speciosissima, 1825 nucleotides long. RefSeq lists its product as uncharacterized. Lineage: Eukaryota; Viridiplantae; Streptophyta; Magnoliopsida; Proteales; Proteaceae. Bases 105 to 1637 code for a protein of 510 amino acids. The record is from RefSeq and is a predicted model, not a curated record. The transcript has 5 exons.
CUCCACUUCUCGGAUGGAGCAUUACCUUCGUUAUCUUCCUCUGUAAAAGCUUCAAUUCUCACUUAAUAAUUAAAUACCUACGCGCUUCUCUCUCAUCAAUCGAAAUGCAGAUUCCAUGUCUGGACGCGUGUAAGAACUUCACGAGCUCUCAAUCAUUUCUAGGGUUUCGUAAUCGCGACCUUUCAUCCUUCUCGAGCUCUCUUGUGGUCUUCUCCGAUCGAAAGCCUUCUCGUGGCUUCUCCUGCAGCUUUAAUGGAGGAAAAGGAAAGCCCAGAGGAGGGGUGAAGCCGAGGAAGGACGGUGGUGGCCAUAGGAUGAAGGUUAAGGAGAAAGAUAAUGUGUGGAGUGUCGACAACAAGCUUGCCAAGGAUGCAGAAAUGGCAGAGAAGGAUAAAUUAAGUCGGAGGAGGAGGAAAGGGAGGAGAGUUAAGAAUUUUGGGAAGAGGAAUACGAGUUCUAGGGUUAUGGUUUCUGAAGCUAUGUUAAUGGAGGUCGAAACCGUUUUGCAGACGCAGGAACCUGUUAUAAAACCGGCUUGGAAUACUUUUGCAAGUAGCGUCAGUGGGAUAUGGAAGGGAGUUGGAGCAGUAUUUUCGCCCAUUACUGCUGCGAUGGAGCCAAUUGAAGUUGGAAACCAAAAUGAAUACCUCUAUGACUGCUACACUCUUUCCCGCAUUGAAUCGGUGCCCUCCUCUUCAGGAGGGCGUCAUUCUCAAAUCCGAAGAAAAAUAAAUUGGGUGACUUUGAAUCCUCAUGGUGAAAUACAGCAACAGGCUGGAGGCAGCAGCAGAAGGACAGAAGCAGGUAGAGUUAGAGAUGGCUCUUCUUCCAUGAAGGAAGCUGUGGACAUGAGUGGGUUUAAUCAUGAUUUGUCUGCAUUUGAAUCAUUUGACUUUGGGACGAGUGAUAUGAUGGAAGAAGAUUUCAUGGGUAUGGAGCCUGGUCUUGUUUUCUUCGAGGACGGAUCAUAUUCUAGAGGCCCAGUCCAUGUACCAGUUGGAGAAGUAGAUGAUUCCACAUACUUCCUUUCACCAACAUUCAAGUUUGAACAGUGUCUGGUUAAAGGAUGCCACAAAAGACUGCGUAUUGUGCACACCGUAGAAUUCAGUAAUGGAGGUUCAGAUAUUCAGAUUCUGAGGGUCGCUGUAUAUGAAGAACAAUGGAUCACCCCUGCUGCUCUUGACUACCAAAGUGAUGAUCCGGAGUUAGAGCUGAAACCAUUUUCUCAGCGGAAAAGAACCCAACCAUCAGAUUUGACUGGGCCUUGGAAGGUGUUUGAAGUUAGUGCAACCCCUAUCUUUGGGGAUGACACUGUGAUUGAGGAAGGCAAUGGUGUCCCAUACGUGUAUCUCUGUACAGAAACAGUGAAAAAGAGGAGCCUGCCCGAGAAUCCUGUCUACUUUGGGGAGGAAGAGAUGCUAGACAUGCAGGAUGUGACUGUACUCUGGUUGCCAGGUGGUGUUACUGGUUAUGUUGACAUUAAAAAGGAUGGAAUUCUCUGCAUUGGAGUUGGGUGGUACUCAGAGGAAGGACUCAAUCUUGUUAUGGAGAGGGAUUAUGGGAUGGAUGGGAUGCUCAAAGACGUCCGAUGGAAAUCUGAGGUGAAGAGAAGAUGGUCAGACCCAUUACCUGUGUAAAAUUAGUGUUUUCUCCUUUUGCUCUCUCAUUUCUGUAUGUAGAUCCAAUGGUGAAGGGAAAAAAAUAAAAUAGAUGCUCAAGAGUUAUCCUCAAAUUAAGAAUUGUAAAGCUAAUUUUUUGCAGCUUUUGUACUAGUUCUUGAAUACUUGUACUGGUGUACUCUAUCUAGGUUUGAAUAGUGCUCUCA